This is a messenger RNA of Loxodonta africana (African savanna elephant), 4131 nucleotides long. It is a transcript of the gene INSYN2A, whose product is annotated as inhibitory synaptic factor 2A. NCBI's taxonomy places the organism in Eukaryota, Metazoa, Chordata, Mammalia, Proboscidea, Elephantidae. The transcript has 3 exons. Gene Ontology annotation, cellular component: postsynaptic density. Bases 128 to 1660 code for a protein of 510 amino acids. The record is from RefSeq and is a predicted model, not a curated record. Gene Ontology annotation, biological process: inhibitory postsynaptic potential.
CCCACGCGGAGAAGCAGGCAGGCUUUAAUAUCUGAGGUUCAUUUCAAGCUAUGCCUGCUAGCAAUUCUCUGCCUGCAAUUCUCUGAUUUCUGUGCACAGAAAGGCUGACCUCACCUGCAUAAAAACAAUGAGGAAGCACGUGUUGGCUAAAAGCUCGUGCAGCCUGAGUUUGCGUGCGUGUCCGAGCGCUGACAUCUCUGUUGAUGUUCUGCUUGCAGGAAUCAUGGUCAGUAAGGAAUCCGGCAAAGGUGUGCUCACUGCUUCCGAGACUGAAGUGGAACCGGCUGCCUCGCUGGCCCUGGAGAUGAAAUAUGCCCUGGACCCUAAUCGGCAGAUUAAAAAGCGGAACAAAGCACUGCAGGUGCGGUUUAAGGAUAUCUGCGAGGCACAGAACGAGCAGAGGGACACACAGCUCUCCACGGGACCGCAGGGAGAGCGGCAGGAGGCCAAACCCGUGUCGCACAAAGCGGCCUAUCGCAAGUACAUGACCGUGCCCGCCCGCAGGUCCAUCCCCAACGUCACCAGGAGCACAGGUGUGCAGACCUCCCCGGACCUCAAGAAGUGCUACCAGACCUUCCCCCUGGACCGCAAGAAGGGGGGCCUCAAGAGCUUCCCAGGCGCAGAUCCCUUUAAAAGUCAGAACAACGGGUUUCUCCUUGAUGCAAAGGAGAAGGGCGAGGGGAAGGCCCCCGGGGAGGCCGGGCCCUGUGGGGUGGCCCGGGUUCAGACGGCGGCCUUGGUGUUCCACUCAAGUGAACACAUGAACGCGGUGGACCGGCCUUCAGGCCUCAACUGCCCCGAGCCUUGUCAAGACCUCGAUUUGCACAGUUGUCGAGACACCCCUCUCCAGCAUGUGGCUUGGGCUCCUUCGGAAGACGCAGAUUCCCAGUUGCAUGGGAGAGCAAAGCGUGACCGAGGGCCACCGGAAGCCGAGGAGCGCGCCCCAGUGGCCCACGGGAGGGUGUUUAAGACGGAGGUGGCCGCAGUGUACGCGCCUGCCCCCGGCACACAGGCCCCUGAGCGGGUCUUGUCCGUCUCCACGGCCACCAGUGAGUGGUCCCUCUGCCCAGCGGACGAGGAGCGCAGGAGAGCUGCGCAACUCAAUGGACUGCAGGCCCCCCCAGGCGCCGCGCUGGCCUGCCUGCCCCCCGCACAGUGCCCGUCCCCUGAAUGUGGCGAGCCGUCCCUGCAGACUCAGCUCCCUGCCAGGGAGGAGACCCAGCCUGGUCAGACGGCGCUGGCUGCUGGCGAAGAAUACCAACAAAUUGUGCCUCACACGGAAGUGGUGGACCUGAAAGCACAGCUUCAGAUGAUGGAGAACUUGAUCAGUUCAAGUCAAGAAACCAUCAAAGUGCUCUUGGGGGUCAUUCAGGAGUUGGAAAAAGGAGAGGCUCAGCGGGAAGGGCUUUCCUAUCGGACUGGGCAAGACACAGCUAACUGUGACACAUGCAGGAACAGUGCAUGUAUUAUCUAUAGUGUGGAGCUAGAUUUUAAGCAGCAAGAAGACAAACUCCAACCAGUUCUGAGGAAACUCCAUCCUAUUGAGGAAACUCAGGUUGCACCUUCGCCUUAUUCUCAGGAGACUUACUCCUCCACUCCCAAGCAAAAAUCCAAAACUGAAUCUAAAAAGCAUGGAAGAUGGAAACUCUGGUUCCUUUGAAACUCCGAGUGUUUGGAGUCUAAAGGCCGUCUUUAAAACCCACCGAAGUGAAGUAAAUCCUUUUCCGAGAUGAAUAGGAUUGAGUGAACUGUGGUGCUGCCUUGGCCAGCACCAUGUUCUUACCCUGCGUACCAAAAAGGUCUUUGUAACCAACAGAUAAUUCACAGAAGCAAGGUAGCACACCCAUACCUUGCCAGCUGUUCUUUGCAGUUCGCUGGCGUAGGAUGUAAAACUGGAAAUGAAACUUACGUAAUCAAAGACGACGAGUAAAAACUCUAUUCCCCUCUCCCCAGACCUGCAAGUAUCAUAUUAUCAACCUGCAGAAGGACAGGCUGUCACUCUACACACAGCUGAAACUCACAGUUAUUUUCAAGCCUUUAUUUUAUUUUUUAAAUGAGAAGAAAAAGCAAGCCUUAUGUUUGCAACGGACUUCAUUUUUACGUUUAGUUUUGCAAAUAAGCAGGGGGUGAGUGCGGUUUUCAGCACAUCAAAUUCUGGAGAAAGCACAAUUUUUCAUGUGGUCGGAGACCAUGAAUAAUCUCUCAAAUGUGACAAUAUGUAUAUUUGCCUUCAUGUGCUGUAGCGCUAAGCCAAGUGACCACAUCUCCAUGUCACCGUGACACCUCAAAUUCAGCAUCCUCUUCAUUUCCAGACCUACGACAUGUUUACUGUUCAUUUUCCAAACGGCCAGCAGCCAAGAGUCCCCUACCAUCAGGACAUGCCUUUAAUCACUGCAGGUGGACAGGGUCAGAGCUAUGGAACGCUAAGCUUUCUUAGAUCUCAUUUUUAAUCUUCUGGCACCCAAAGGCCAAAUGAUAAAUUCUGUCAAGAAUUGGAAAACACACAUAGAGAUACACAACAGAUAACCCCGUUACCAAUAAAUUGCGAGCGCUCUGUGCCACCGCAGGAAGCGUUUCUGUGGCUCAAUCUUUGGAGACAUGGUACACCACUGUAAGUUCAGCCAGACGUUUUUAUAUAAUUCGUCACGGUGUGUAACAACUCUUGAAGACCCAGGCCUCUCAACGAGUAACAAUGUGUUUAGUUUAGCUGCUACAAAAGAACAUACUCAAUGUCACCUACCAAUAACCUACUCAUAAGUUGUACUAAACGACAUUCGUAGGGGAAAGCUGUGAAUCAAAUGUUUUUAGGUAUUUUUUAAAUAAACAGUGACACUUAGAAUUCUCUCUUGAUUACACAUUGCACUGUAAAUCUUAGUUCCUUUAUUUUUUCACUCAUUCCUUUGCACCUUUGCAAGUCUCUUUUUAUAGAAAUCCAAAGUCCCUGGUCUACUGAUGGCUCUGUCUAUCAAGUUUUUGCUUUUCAUAAUAGUAAGUAUGACUCUUAUGUUGCCUUUUUUUGUACAACUUCAAUUUUGAAUAGUUUGUGAACAUACAAGGACACCUAGUCUUCAAGUUUCUGUCCAGCAGUUUUGUGUCUAAUCCAGUGCUGACGUGUACAACUCAUUGAUUAGAUGCCAAAAAAAUUAGUGGCUCCCCUAGGUGAAUGGGCCUCAAUGUGCAUUUUUCAGAUUUGAGCUAGUUCUUGCCGUACAUGUUCCUCCUGACUCAACAGCUAGUCCAUUUUCGUUCUAAGUGUUUGAAUUCUACCAGGACCUAGGGGUCAGCAAUCAGAAUUGAACUUGGAAAAAACAGAGGAGCAAAUCAUUGUAAGCAUUCUUCAGGGGUUAUUCAAACUAUACUGUAGAUGUACGCUUUCAUAAGAAAACAUCCUUGGUGGUUGCGCCAUACGAGGGCGCCAAUCCUUGAGUAUCAGUCGACAGGACUGAGAAGUAUCUUUCGUGCAAGAGUUAAGGAUGAGGAAGUUGAUUCCAUAGGUGAAGGAAGUGCAACUGUUACAAUGUAGACAAAACAUUUAAAACUGUGUUUCAGGUAUUUUCUACUGUUUUUAACUAAGUUAAAAAAAUGUUUGCAACGAUUUAUCCCUCCUUAUGUUUUAAGAAUCCCAGUGAUCUCGGUGAAUUGAAAGAAGGGUGUUAGCAGCUUUCUAAUUAGGAUUGUACACCUUUCUACGCACGGGGACACCAUACCAAUAGUAAAACGAAAUUAUGCUCCUCUUUCAAAGUAAUCAAAACCAAAAUAAUAAUAAUAAUAAUUUUUAAAGUCAAAAAGGAAACACUGAAAAUACACGACUUUCUCUUUAAAAAGAAUAUUACACCUAAAAGGAAAAAAAAUUUUUUUUUCAAAAGCACUCUGUAUCUUAACUGCAUUGUGUCACUAGCAGGUGAUUCUUCUCUUAGAAAGAGUUAAGUAAAAAAUGUGGAUCCAAAACCAAGGUAAAACGUGCAGUGUUCCUUCAUGUGUAGAUGUACACCUGGCAUUACAUAUAGAGAUUAAAUUAUUAUACUUGUCACUAAGUUCUUUAUUAAUUUUUAAAUAAAAAAAAAAUCAAAGGUAGCGUUUUGUGUCCCUUAUUGCAUGACCUCGAUAAUUCAGAGAAAUAAAAGGAUGUAA